AUGCUGGCGCCAGGCGCGCACGUACCGCGUGCUGGCGAUCGAGACGUCCAAGCACACGCUGGACUCUGCGCACGCCGGCGGAGUGAUCCCCACGGACGCGGCAGUGCACAACAGGACGCAGGUGGCGGUGCUCACGAGCGAGCUGCUCAAAAAGCACGACUGGACAGGCCCCAGCCGGCCAGAUCUCGUCUGCGCGACCCGGGGCCCCGGCAUGGUGGGCUCGCUCGUCGGCGGCUACCAGUUGGCGCAGGGGCUCAGCAUCGCAUGGAACGUGCCGCUCGUCGGCGUCCACCACAUGCUGGGACACCUGCUGACGCCGCGGCUCGCGUCGAACGGCCAGCAGCCGCAGUUCCCGUUCCUCAGCCUCAUGGCCAGCGGCGGACACACGAUGUGCGUGCUGAGCCGCAGCCUCGUGGACCACGAGAUCCUCGUCGACACGAUCGACAUCGCCGCGGGCGACGCGCUCGACAAGUGCGGCCGCGAGCUGGGAUUUCGCGGGAAUAUGAUCGGCAAGGAGCUCGCAGCGUUUUUGGAGCAGCACAGCCACGAAUGGGGCCAGCCGGUCGACUUUGA
This is a messenger RNA of Ogataea haglerorum, 573 nucleotides long. RefSeq lists its product as uncharacterized. The record is from RefSeq and is a predicted model, not a curated record. The transcript is spliced from 2 exons. Bases 1 to 573 code for a protein of 190 amino acids. NCBI's taxonomy places the organism in Eukaryota, Fungi, Ascomycota, Pichiomycetes, Pichiales, Pichiaceae.